CCCCAUAAAUAAAUAUCAGAAGACUCUCCCACUGACACAAGACGACAGCUCCACAAAUCUCCCAAAUGAACAACCAUUUCCUCCUCCUCCUCCUCUGCUCCGCUCUGCUCUUUCCUCCGCUCAUCCACGGCCGUCCCACCGCCGCCGUCCGAUCACACGACGGAUCUGAAGAAUGGGGAUACGUCCAAGUCCGACCCAAAGCUCACAUGUUCUGGUGGCUCUAUAGAAGCCCCUACAGAGUCGACCAUCCCUCCAAGCCAUGGCCCAUCAUCCUCUGGCUCCAGGGUGGCCCCGGAGCUUCUGGAGUUGGGAUUGGGAAUUUCAAGGAAGUGGGCCCAUUAGAUGCUGCUUUGAACCCGAGAAAUUCUAGUUGGAUUCAUAAAGCCGAUCUUUUAUUUGUGGAUAAUCCGGUGGGGACCGGGUAUAGCUUCGUGGAGGAGAUGAGUUCGUUAGUGAAAUCAGAUAUACAAGCCGCUGUGGAUUUAACGACGCUGUUGCAGUCCAUUUUCAAUAGAGAUCAACGGCUGCAGAAGAGUCCGCUUUACAUUGUCGCCGAAUCCUACGGUGGGAAAUAUGCCGUCACGCUAGGAUUGUCGGCUUUGAAAGCGAUUGAAGCUGGGAGCUUGAAGGUUACACUUGGAGGGGUGGUGUUGGGCGAUAGUUGGAUUUCCCCGGAAGAUUACACGUUUUCAUGGGGACCUCUUCUAAAAGACAUGUCGAGGCUGGACGACAAAGGCCUGCUCAAAUCCAACACUAUUGCUAAGAGAAUUCAACGCCAGAUUCAAAGCGCUCAAUUCGUCGCUGCCACGUCAUCCUGGAGUGAGCUGGAAGAUGUGAUUAGUAGCAGUAGUAAUGACGUGGAUUUCUAUAAUUUUCUAUUGGAUGCCGGAGAGGAUUCCGUGGCGGCGGUAACAGGAAUGGACAUGUCAAACGGCGUCGCUUCAUUGCGGAGAUAUUCAAGAUAUCUCAGCUCCGUCUCCUCGACGGCCGGAGGAGAUAACGUCGAUUUGUCGGAUUUCAUGAAUCGUAUUAUAAGGAAGAAGCUCAAAAUAAUUCCAGACAACGUCACAUGGGGUGGACAGUCGGAAUACGUUUUUCGAAGUCUUCAAGAAGACUUUAUGAAGCCAAGGAUUAACGAGGUAUUAUUAAUUUAUAUAUAAUUUCAAAAUUUU
Messenger RNA from Cucurbita pepo subsp. pepo (vegetable marrow), 1172 nucleotides. The record is from RefSeq and is a predicted model, not a curated record. Lineage: Eukaryota; Viridiplantae; Streptophyta; Magnoliopsida; Cucurbitales; Cucurbitaceae.